This is a messenger RNA of Stegodyphus dumicola, 3808 nucleotides long. RefSeq names its product dynactin subunit 1-like. NCBI's taxonomy places the organism in Eukaryota, Metazoa, Arthropoda, Arachnida, Araneae, Eresidae. The record is from RefSeq and is a predicted model, not a curated record.
UCAAAAUAUAUCAAAUAUGUGUAUCUUCUUCCCACAAAAUCCUUAAUAAGUUUCAAAAUUAACAGUAAUAUUGAAAAUGAAUGACCUAAAAGUAAAUGACAAAGUUUAUGUUUUAGGCAAAAACACAACCGGUAAAGUAGCUUUUAUAGGAAAUACCCAUUUCUCUGAUGGCAUAUGGAUUGGUGUUGCAUUGGAUGAUCCUAAAGGAAGAAAUAACGGUAGUUGCGAAGGAGUUAGUUAUUUUAAAUGCCCAAGAAACCAUGGAAUUUUCGUACGUUCGUGUCAGUUGGAAAGAGAGGAUCCACGACGACAAAGCGCAGAAGAUAACGAACCUUCAGAGAAGUCUGAUCCGAAAGUUCCAUAUCCCAAUUACCUUAGAAAUGCCUUAAGGUACAGGCAAAUUAAGAGACCCAGAUGGUUUUCGGAAAAGAAUUCGAUCCCAGAAAAGUUGCCAGAAAGAGAAAAUUCAUCCAAAAUGGAAUCAAAAACCAGUGAAAAAGUUAAUGCCCCAAAACAAAAGAAAGAAAGUAAAGUUAAUGAAAAUAUAAUUUUUCUGCAAAACAAACUUAAAAUUGCUGAAGAUAUGUUAGCUAUGAGUCUGAAAAGCCAAGACGAACUUGUAAAAACUGUAAAUAUUGUGGAAAAGAAAUUAGAGAAUACCCAAAAGCGAAUACUUAUGCUCAAAAAACAACUAAAGAAGGCGAAAAUGGAGUUAGCUGAACCAGGGAGGAUUAAGCACAAAAUUAAAUUGAGAUUCCAACAAUUAAUGGAAUUAGCUGAAAUAGCUAUCAUAGAAAAAGAAAUCGCAGAAGAGAAAUGUGAAUUACUUGAAACGAGACUCAAAACUGCGAAAGAAUCUUGCGAGGAAUUAAAACUCGAAUUGGAUAUUUGCAAGGAAGAAAUGCAGCUGCAAUGUUUUAACCAAGUACCAGCUGUGCAUUAUUUGAAGAGAAUAGAAAAUGAAAACAAAGUGUUGAAAGGUGCCUUAUUAAAACUCAAGGAAUUAUAUUUAUACAAGCAACAAAAAUUAUUCGAUGCUGAAUUUGCUGUGAAAGCUAGUUCGAAAAAAAUUACGAUUUUGGAAAGAGAUAAAAAAAAUCUUAAAGAAGAUAUUUCUACUUAUAAAAUGCAAAUAACAGAAUUAUGUGAAACAAUUGAUUGCUUGUCUAAUGCAGAAUAUCUAAUCUUUCAAAUAACUCAGAAAAAUAUAAAUGCAGAGCGGAAAAUUGAACAGCUCUAUACAGAAUUAAAUAUUGCUGAAGAACAGAUAGAUAUAAAUAAAGAAAUAGAAGAAAUCUUGCAUGAUAUGAUCACUGAGUACAAGAAGAAUCUAGAAGAAUCUCGAUCGAAAACAAAGAAAGCAGAAAAAGCAGUCCAGAUUUUAAGUCAUCUUCUUCAUGACCGUGAUUCAACAAUUGCUAAAUAUCGUGACCUUACCAGUAAUCUUCAACACAGUAACCAUAACAUGGCCCAUGAAAUCAAUAAACUUUUAGAGGAAAGAAAGGCAAAUGCUAUAGAAGCUGAAACCCUAAAAAUGAAAACUGAUAGAGAGAAGAAGGAACGCUUGAGAGAUCUCAUACAAAAAGCAAGGAUACGGGUCGAGUUAGAAGUAGCUAAUCAGAGAAUUACUUAUUUGUCUAAUUUCCUUCCAAAUAGUCGUUUUGAAGAAAAAAGGAACUCUUAUGUUCUUGAAGUGAUUCUACUUCUCUCAAAAGUGAUGAAAAAAAUUAACAUUCUUUAUGAUCAUCUUAAUUCUAAAUAUUUUAUAUUCGGAAGUUGUUUAAAAAAGUCUGACACACAAACCGUAAUAUUUGUAACAAAAUUCUUGCUUAAACUUUCCGAAUUACGAAAUUUGCUUCGGCUGUAUUCUACCCACUUAGAUCAUGCCCAUCCAGAACUUUCCUUACCACCAAGCAAACAUUACCAAGCUCUGAUUGAAAUAGACAAGGAAAUAGACGGAUACCUGGAAUCAUUAUCUAAAAAUGAAAUCGAUCGGAAAGAAAAUUUGCUUUCUUUGCAAAAAGAAUUCGAUUCACUUUGGAAAGUUUUAGACACAAGAGUGUCUUGCAUCCCUAACGAGGACAUCCACAAGAGAUUGUACUAUUCAGAAAUUAUACCCAUUAUUAGUAAAUGCAUUUGUGCCCAUUGUACAACUAUUGAAACAUCGCCAAGUGAAACAGAUUUAUUUGAGAAAGAUAAUUUUAUCUGCAUCAGAAAUCAUGCUCUGAAACUGAUCAGAUAUGCUAAUUGCUUACAAAAUUACAUUCAGCUUUGUGCAGAGAAAAAGCAAACUACUUUGCAUUUGGAUAGUAGUAGCCGGUUAAGACUUAAUAUAGAAAAAAUGACAGAAAUAAUGGAAUAUUUGAUAGAAUUUCAUAACAACAUUAAGCAUAAAGAAAUAGAAAACACCGAAGAAGCUCGAAAUGAAAUAGAAUUUAAACUGAGAUUAUUGAAUGAUGAAAUGAAAACGACGGUUUCUAAUUUAGAAUUUCUUUGCAACUCCGUGAAAGAUGGCGAUGAUUUAAUCGAACUUACCCUCGAACCCAAUUACUUGCCAUCCUUAGUUUCGUUAGCUCAAAAUAUAAAGCGGAAGAAUGGAAAUGUGAUGAGGAAGCUUCAACUAGAGCUUGUGGCUUCUGAGAGGACGUGCAUGGAACUGUCAAAAGCCUUAGAAGACGCUAAAAAAAACCAGAAUGUCGGCGCUGUACAAAAGGAAAUUGAUCAUAAAGCCAUGCAAACGAUUCCCGAAACUGAAGCGAAAAGCCCUGCAAAUGCAUUACCAGCGGAACACCUUCUCAAACUGAAGUUGGCAGACAUGUUAAGCACCAUAAGAUAUCUUAGCUACAGAAAUUUCCAGAUGCAAAUGGAAAGAAUUAAGAAUCAGAUUUCUGUUCUUCCUCCUCUUAAGCUGCCACCCAAAAGAAGUUACCACCCAGGAAUUCAUUCUUUGCUGGUUUUGCAAAAUAAACUGAAAAGCAUAUCGAGAAAAGUGACGAAAUUUCUCCUUCCUGUAGUGAUAGAUAUCAGCAAAAGAAGAAAAUCAAAAGAAAAAUCUGUAAAAUGUUAUUUCAUUCAACGGGCCAUGGACCGGAAGGAAAUAGAUGAUAGUUUAUCAAGCUUGAGAACGGAAAUAAUCGAUUUCCGAAAUUCUUGUAAAUAUUCAAUAAAUCGUAAAGUUAAAUUUAGCGAAACCUGAUAAGAAAUUUUGUUGAAAACUUGACUUAAUAAUUAUAAUUCCAUAACAAUUUAAAUGAGACUACAUUACAAGUGCGUAAUUUCAAUAUGGAAGUUCAUUUUCUUGUAGAUUUCUAUGAAUUGAUUCGAUUAUCGUUUAUAGCAUAUUGCAUCUAAACACAACAAAUAUUAUCAAUCUUAAGAAGAAGUAUAAAAGCUAUUGCAAGAAGAAUUGUUACGAGAUGCUUGAAAAGUGCUUUUGAAAUUUUGCAGAAGUUAUAAAUAGCUAAAAGGAUAAACAAUUUCCUAAACAUUUGUGAAGAUUUAUGUACAUGUACUAAUUAGAAUAUAUUAUCGUUCAUUCCUCAUAAUGUACGUUAUUCAUUAACCUAUUCUUUAAUAAAUAAUUUCAAGACAUAGAGGAUAAUCACAUUCAAUUCAAAAUAUUUGAAUCUAGUACAGGGUAUUAAAACAUGUGUUUCAUUUAAAAAUUGUUAAAAUUCUUUUAAUAUGUCAAUCUCACUACUCUUCAGUACUGCUUACUACCUGAGAAAAUAAAGUUACGUUUUUAUAGAGAAAUACUUGUUAGAAGACACAGUGAUAAUCUCGGCUAAUGCAUUUUGUUAAUAAUGGU